Molecule: messenger RNA, 408 nt
Organism: Acromyrmex echinatior (Panamanian leafcutter ant)
Lineage: Eukaryota; Metazoa; Arthropoda; Insecta; Hymenoptera; Formicidae
Product: V-type proton ATPase subunit D
Molecular function (GO): proton-transporting ATPase activity, rotational mechanism
Source: RefSeq, a predicted model, not a curated record
AUGGAGAUUGUAGACAGACUAGCAGUUUUCCCGACAUCCAGCUCGCAUACAAAUGUGAAAUGCCGUUUGACCUGCGCCCGUAGGGGUCGCGAUUUGCUUUCGAAACGGAUCGAUGGUCUCUUAAUUCGAUUUCGCCAGAUUAUGUUGCAAUUACUCAAGAAUAAAUCGCAGCUUGGCCAAGUUAUGAGAGAGGCGGCCUUCUCGUUGGUCGAAGUUAAUUACGCGACAGGUGGAGUAAACGAGCUGGUCCUACAGGCGGUCGACAAGGCCAAAACCAAGAUUCGAUCCAGAGAGGAAAUGAUCGGUGGGAUUCGACUAUGGAUUUACGAGGCCUUCCGCAGUGGUGCCGAUCCCUUCAAAUUUAUUGGAUUGGCCAGAGGCGGUCAACAAGUGAUUAUGUGCAUUUAG